AUGUAUGGGGAGGUCGCUGAAUGUCACAGUGACGAGUUUCAGUGCCAACCUGGGCAUUGCAUCGACGCGUCCUGGCGGUGUGAUGGGACCAGAGACUGCGGGAACGGCGCGGAUGAAAUCGGCUGCCCUCAUUCUACUUGCCGUUCCAACCAGUUCCUGUGUCGCAGUGAAGAGACGUGCAUCCCUGUCCUCUGGGUGUGUGACGACGAGGAGGACUGUACUGAUGGCUCAGAUGAACGUCAGCAUUGCCCUGGGAGAACAUGCUCAAGCCAUCAGUUUACGUGCGACAAUGGUGAAUGUAUCCCUGCGGAAUUCAGAUGCGACCAUUCCACAGACUGCUUAGAUGGAACGGAUGAGAAAAACUGCCGGUACCCGAUAUGUGAGCAGCAGACUUGUGCCAACGGAGCCUGCUAUAACACCAGUCAGAAGUGUGAUGGGGAGAUGGAUUGCAGAGACUCCUCGGAUGAAUUCAACUGCACUCGCCGAUGCUUGCGCAAUGAGUUUCAGUGUGGCAGUGGAGAGUGCAUUUAUAAAACCUACAUCUGCGACCAUGACCUUGACUGUGAAGAUGGCAGUGAUGAACAUUCUUGUUCUUAUCAGACCUGCAAAGGCAACGAAUUCACCUGCCCCAACGGCUUCUGCAUUAAUCAGGAUUGGGUCUGUGAUGGAGAAGGUGACUGUGUAAAUAAUGCUGAUGAAGAUGGAUGUGAAAGCAGCACUAAUCGUACGUAUGACUGUUACCCAAAUGAGUGGGCUUGUCCAAAGUCUGGAAAAUGCAUUCCAAUUUCUAAAGUUUGUGAUGGGACUUUAGAUUGUCCAGGAGGAGAAGAUGAAAACAAUACGACUGCAAGACAACACUGUGGUGUGGAUUUGUGUCCGUUCUUGGGCUGUGAGUACCAAUGCCACAAGUCGCCAGGUGGAGGCGAGUGUUACUGUCCCUCAGGUUUUAUCGUCAACAAAAAUAGCACCCAUAACUGUGUCGAUUUUGACGAUUGCAAGAUGUGGGGAGUUUGUGACCAGGUGUGUGAAGACCGAGUUGGCCAUCACCGGUGCCACUGCGUGGAGGGCUAUAUCCUGGAGCACGAGCAGCGCUGCAGGGCUAAUUCUUCUUUUGGUGAGGCCUCUGUGAUCUUCUCCAAUGGUCGGGAUUUGCUAAAGGGUGAUAUCCAUGGCAACACCUUUGAGAUCCUGGUAGCGUCUGAAAAUCGUGGAUCGGCUGUGGGUGUAGAUUUUCACUAUCACCUACGCAGAGUCUUUUGGACUGACGUUGUGCAAAAUAAGGUUUUUUCAGUUGGCAUUAAUGGUUUAGAUAUCCAAGAAGUUCUCAAUGUUUCUGUUGAAGACCCAGAGAAUCUGGCUGUGGACUGGGUAAAUAAUAAGCUUUAUAUUGUGGAGACCAGUGUCAAUUGCAUAGAUAUGGUAAAUCUGGACGGAAGCCAGCGGGUUACCAUUAUAACUGAGCAUCUGGGACACCCUAGAGGGAUCGCCGUGGACCCAACUGUUGGUUAUUUAUUUUUCUCAGAUUGGCGGAGCCUUUCUGGGGCACCUAAGAUAGAAAGGGCUUUCAUGGAUGGCUCCAACCGUAAAAACUUGGUAACAAAAAAGCUGGGAUGGCCUGCUGGGAUAACCCUGGACUUGAUAUCAAAGCGUGUUUACUGGGUGGACUCCCGGUUUGAUUACAUUGAGACUGUAACUUAUGAUGGAAUUCAAAGGAAGACAGUAAUUCACGGAGGCGCGAACAUUCCUCAUCCCUUUGCAGUAAACUUGUUUGAAGAUCAUGUGUUCUAUACGGAUUGGACUAAGAUGGCUGUAAUGAAGGCAAACAAGUUCACGGAGAGCAGCCCACGGCUGUACUACCAGUCUUCCCUGAGGCCAUUUGGGGUGACUGUUUACCAUGCCCUCAGGCAGCCCUAUGCUAGCAAUCCCUGUGCAGAUAACAAUGGGGGCUGUCAGCACAUCUGUGUCCUGAGCCACAGAACAUUUAAUGGUGGUUUGGGCUACCGUUGCAAGUGCAGGCUCGGCUACAUUCCGGACAUGGACGACUACCACUGCGUCGCCGCUGAGCAGUUUCUGUUCUUUUCAUCGAAUGUGGCUGUCCGUGGCGUCCCACUCACCCUCUCUCACCAGGCAGAUGUCAUCCUUCCAGUGACAGGAGGUGCUUCCGUCUUUGUUGGGAUUGAUUUUGAUGCCCAGGAGAAGGCUAUCUUUUUUUCAGAUACAACAAAAGACAUGAUUUGUAAACAAAAGAUCGAUGGCACAGGAAGAGAAGUUAUCACAGCUAACAGGGUGCCAAGUGUUGAAAGUCUGAGUUUUGACUGGAUUUCAAAGAAUCUCUAUUGGACGGAUGCUUCUUAUAGAACUGUCAGUGUCAUAAGGCUAGCUGAUAAAUCAAGACGCACAAUAGUCCAGAAUUUAAAUAACCCACGAUCAAUUGUAGUUCAUCCUAUUGCUGGGUAUAUAUUCGUCACUGAUUGGCACCGUCCUGCUAAAAUUCUGAGAGCGUGGAGUGAUGGGUCUAACCUUUUGCCUAUAGUAAACACUACCCUUGGGUGGCCCAAUGGGUUGGCCAUUGAUUGGAGUUCUUCACGAUUGUACUGGGUAGAUGCCUUUUUUGAUAAAAUUGAGCACAGUACCUUUGAUGGUUUAGAUAGAAAAGCCCUGGCCAGUAUACAGCAGAUAACACAUCCAUUUGGACUUGCUGUCACUGAAGACUAUAUAUAUUUUACUGACUGGAGACUGCGUGGAAUUGUUCGAGUCAGGAAAUCGGACGGUGGACAGUUGGUGGUUCUCCGAAGUGGCGUCGGUAUCGUAAUGCAUGUGAAAGUAUAUAAUACCAGAAUCCAGACUGGGUCUAACGCCUGCAACCGACCCGCCAAUCCGAAUGGCGACUGCAGCCACUUCUGCUUCCCAGUGCCAAAUCUGCAGCGAGUGUGUGGUUGCCCCUAUGGAAUGAGUCUGACUGCCGAUCGUCUGACGUGCGUGGAAAACCCGUCCCGUGAGCCACCAUUGGAGCAGUGUGGCACCUUUUCCUUCCCCUGUAACAACGGCAGAUGUGUGUCCAUUCACUACCGCUGUGACGGAAUUGAUGACUGCCAGGAUAACAGUGAUGAGGUUCAGUGUGGCACAUUUAAUGCUUCCUGUUCACCUUCAGCAUUUGCGUGCAGCCACGGAGGACGGUGCAUCCCUUCAUACUGGCGCUGCGACAGAGAGGAUGACUGUGAGGAUGGCAGUGACGAGCGGAACUGCCCCACCCACGCGCCCACUACCUGCCGAGCAGACUUCUUCACCUGUGAUAAUCGCGCGUGUAUCCCGAAGAGCUGGCUCUGCGACACAGAUAAUGAUUGUGGCGAUGGAUCCGAUGAAAGGUCAUGCGAUCAUACAGAGACAUGCUUACCUAAUCAGUUUCGUUGCCCUAAUCAUCGAUGUAUUGGCCUGUCUUUUGUCUGUGAUGGAAUCAAUGACUGUGCUGAUGGGUCUGAUGAGAAUGGUUGUAUAAUUAAUUGCACCGCUUCUCAAUUCAGAUGUGUCGCUAGCGGUAAUUGUAUUAGCAACACAUAUCGCUGUGAUGGUGUUUUUGACUGCAGUGACCACUCUGAUGAGACAGAUUGUCCAACCAGGCCUCCUGGUAUGUGCCACCAAGAUGAAUUCCAGUGCCAAGCAGAUGGCAUCUGCAUUCCGAAGGUCUGGGAGUGUGAUGGGCACCGAGACUGCCUCCACGGAUCCGAUGAGCACAACGGCUGUGCCCCCAAAACCUGCCCUUCGUCUCAUUUCCUCUGUGACAAUGGAAACUGCAUCUACAGAGAGUGGCUCUGUGAUGGGGACAACGACUGCACGGAUAUGAGUGAUGAGAAGGACUGCCCUACUCAGGCCUUUCGGUGCCCCAGCUGGCAAUGGCAGUGUCCCGGCGUCAGCGUCUGUGUGAAUCUGAGUGCGGUGUGUGAUGGCAACCACGACUGCCCCGGGGGGACAGAUGAGUCCCCACUUUGCAACCAGGAGAGCUGCUCGGAUUCCAACGGCGGUUGUACUCACCAGUGCAUGCAAGGGCCUUACGGGGCUCAGUGCCAGUGUCCAUCAGGAUACCUGCUUGCCAAUGAUUCUAAGACCUGUGAAGACAUAAAUGAGUGUCGUACUCCAGGCUUUUGUAGCCAGCACUGUUACAACAUGAGAGGUUCUUUCCGGUGCUGGUGUGAUUCGGAAUACAGGUUAGACGCUGACCGUAGGACUUGCAAAGCCACAGCGUCUGAGGGUCUGCUGUUACUCGUGGCAAGUCAGAACCAGCUUGUUGCUGACAACAUCACCAGACAGGAGCACUCCAUCCACGCCCUGGUCCAGGAUGGGUCUCACAUUGUGGCUGUUGAUUUUGAUUCAGUCAGUGGUCGUAUCUUUUGGUCUGAUGGAACUCAGGGUAAAAUCUGGAGUGCAUUUCAAAAUGGGACAGAUAGAAAACUAGUACUUAACAGUGGUGUCACCAUGACUGAAAGUAUCGCGGUAGAUUGGAUAGGACGCAAUCUUUACUGGACAGACUUUUCUCUGCAGACAAUUGAAGUCUCUAAACUGGAUGGGAGCCACAGGACUGUGCUGCUUAGUGAAAACAUAACAAAUCCAAGGGGACUAGUGUUAGAUCCCAGAACUACUGGCCGUGUGAUGUUCUGGUCUGACUGGGGCCAUCGCCCUCACAUUGAGCGAGCUAGCAUGGAUGGCGGCCUGCGCACCGUCAUCAUCCAGGAGAAGGUUUUCUGGCCCAACGGCUUAGCCAUUGACUACCCCAACAGGCUGCUCUAUUUCAUGGAUGGCUAUCUCGAUUACAUAGACUAUUGUGAAUACGAUGGCAGCAACCGGCGCCAGGUGAUAGCCAGUGACUUGACUCUGCGGCAUCCCUACUCCCUCAGUCUCUUUGAAGAUUCCGUGUACUGGAGUGACCGUGCUACUCAUGAGAUCAUGAGAGCCAACAAGUGGCACGGGGGGAACCAGUCAGUGGUGCUCUCUCUUCACCAGCCCCUUGGAAUUGUUGUGGUUCACCCUGCAAAACAACCAGUUUUCGUAAAUCCAUGCCUCUACGCCCGAUGCAGCCACCUGUGCCUGCUCUCCUCGGAGAGGAUCUACUCCUGCGCUUGUCCCUCAGGAUGGAGUCUCUCUCGUGAUUCUGUGACUUGCGUGCGAGGUGAUGAUGCAUUCUUAAUAGUUGUAAGACACAGUAUAAUUUUUGGAAUCUCCCUUAAUCCUGAAGUGAAGACCUUUGAUGCUAUGCUGCCCAUAUCAGGGAUACAAAAUGGUUAUGAUGUUGUAGUUGAUAACUCAGAGCAAUUCAUCUAUUGGCUUGAAAAUCCAGGUGAAAUUCACAGAGUGAAGACUGACGGCACCAACAGGACGGUGUUUGUUCCUCUCUCAAGGUUGGGGUCUUCUAUGAGCCUGGCCUUAGAUUGGCUAUCAAGAAACCUUUAUUAUACCAAUCGUGGAACUCAGUCAAUUAAGGUUUUGACACUCCGAGGAGAGGUCAGAUACGGAAAAACACUGAUUACCAAUGAUGGGACGAAUCUUGGAGUUGGUUUUCCAGUUGGCAUAGCUGUUGAUCCUAUUAAUGGGAAACUGUACUGGUCAGACCGAGGAACCGACACUGGCAUUCCCCCCAAGAUUGCCAGCGCUCACAUGGAUGGCACAGCUCGAAAAACUCUCUUUACCGGGAGCCUUGAGAAUGUGGCGUUUAUCACCCUCGAUAUUGAGGAGCAGAAGCUCUACUGGGCAGUCAGCAGCACGGGAGUGAUUGAAAGAGGGAACGUGGAUGGUACAAAUCGAAUGGUCCUGGUGAACCAUCUUUCCUACCCCUGGGGACUUGCUGUCUAUGGCCCCUUCCUGUAUUAUACCGAUGAAGAAUAUGAGGUCAUCGAAAGAGUCGACAAGGCAACCGGGGCCAACAAAAUAGUCUUGAGAGAUAACAUCCCAAAUCUCAGGGGCCUUCGAAUUUAUCAAAGACAUGGCUCUGAAUCCUCGAACGGCUGCAGCAACAACGUGAAUGCCUGCCAGCAGAUUUGCCUGCCUGUACCAGGAAGACUGUUCUCGUGUGCCUGCGCCACCGGAUUUAAACUCAAUCCUGAUAAUCGGACCUGCUCUCCAUAUAACUCUUUCAUUGUUGUCUCCACGCUGUGGGCAAUCAGGGGCUUUAGCUUGGAGUUGUCAGAUCACUCAGAAGCCAUGGUGCCGGUGGCAGGCCAAGGACGAAACGCACUGCAUGUGGAUGUGGACGUAUCUUCUGGCUUCAUUUAUUGGUGUGAUUUUAGCAACUCUGUGCUGUCUAACAAUGCAAUCCGUAGAAUCAAACCAGAUGGGUCUAGUUUUACAAACAUCAUUACAGAUGGGAUAGGAGAAAAUGGAGUCCGGGGUCUUGCAGUGGAUUGGGUAGCAGGAAAUCUUUACUUCACCAAUGCUUUUAGGUCUGAAACCCUGGUAGAAAUUCUGAGGAUCAACACCACCCACCGCCGUGUUCUCCUUAAAACCACAGUGGAUAUGCCCAGGGAUAUCGUUGUAGACCCCAAGAACAGAUACCUCUUCUGGGCUGACUAUGGGCAAAACCCAAAGAUUGAACGUGCUUUUCUUGAUUGUACCAAUCGAACUGUGCUUAUAUCAGACAUCGUUGCCACACCGCGGGGCUUGGCAUUGGACUUUAGCAGUGGCUAUGUUUAUUGGGUUGAUGACGCUCUGGAUUUAAUUGCAAGGAUCAGGAUUGAGGGAGGGCAGUCUGAAGUGAUUCGUUUUGGCAGUCGUUACCCAACUCCUUAUGCCAUCACUGUAUUUGGAAGUUCUAUCAUAUGGGUAGACAGGAAUUUAAAAAAAAUCUUGCAAGCUAGCAAGGAACCAUAUGAAACAAAUCCACCCACGGUGAUAAGGGACAAUAUUGAUUGGCUAAGAGAUGUGACCGUCUUUGACCAGAACGUCCAGCCCCGGUCACCAGCAGAGGUCAACAACAACCCUUGCUUGGGAAAUAACGGAGGGUGCUCCCAUUUCUGCUUUGCUCUGCCGAAAUCGCCCGCCCCAAAAUGUGGCUGUGCCUUUGGGACCCUACAAGGCGAUGGCAAGAGCUGUGUCAUUUCACCGGAAAACUUCCUCAUCUUUGCCUUGGAUGAUUCCUUGAGGAGCUUGCACUUUGACCCUGAAGACUAUAGUCAACCUUUCUCAGCAAUAAGUGUGGAAAGAAUUGCCGUGGCCCUAGACUACGACAGCAUAGAUGACAGAAUCUACUUCACUCAAAUCUUACAAUCUGGAAGAGGCCAGAUUUCCUAUAUCAACCUGAAUGCAAGGAGCCGUUCUCCCACCGUUGUUGUUUCGGGCAUAGGGAGUCCUGAGGGCAUUGCCUUUGACUGGAUCAAUAGAAGAAUUUAUUACAGUGACUACACCAACCAGACGAUUAGGUCCAUUGCCACGGAUGGGUCUAAGCACGCUGUGAUAGCCCGGGUUACAAAGCCACGAGCAAUUGUGUUAGAUCCUUGCCAAGGGUACAUGUAUUGGACUGACUGGAGCGCUAAUGCCCAAAUUGAGAGAGCCACGCUGGGAGGAAACUUCCGGGAAUCCAUCGUGAGCAGUAACCUGGUCUGGCCCAACGGGCUCACUCUGGACUAUGAAGAAGACGUUCUCUACUGGGCCGAUGCUAAUCUGCAGAAGAUUGAGCGCAUCACUCUAGACGGCCUGGAGCGGGAGGUCAUUGUCAGCAGAGCUAAUAAUCCUUUUGGCUUGGCUGUCUACGGCCAGUAUGUUUACUGGACUGACUGGUUCACUAAAAGAAUUUACCGCGCGAACAAAUAUGAUGGGUCAAGUCAGACUGCAAUGACCACGACUCUUCCCUUCCUGCCUAAGGGUAUUCGUGCUGUCGUGAAGAACCAACAGCAGUGUCACAAUCCUUGCAGUCAGUUUAAUGGGGGCUGCAGCCAUAUUUGUGCUCUAGGUCCAAAUGGCCCCGAGUGCCAGUGCCCACAUGAGGGCCACUGGUACCUGGCCAACAACAAUAAGUACUGCAUCCAGGAUAAUGGUACAAGGUGUGAUAGUUCCAAGUUCACCUGCCUCACUGGAAAAUGCAUCCCGGUGCAGUGGAAAUGUAAUUUCAUCGAUGACUGUGGUGACAGCAGUGAUGAGCUGGAAACUCUCUGUGCGUAUCACACCUGCCCUUCGACAAGCUUCACCUGUGCCAACGGGCGAUGUGUCCAGUAUCGUUACCGCUGUGAUCACUACAACGACUGUGGGGACGACAGCGAUGAGGCAGGGUGCCUGUUCAGGCCUUGUAACGAAACCACGGAACAUACUUGCAGUAAUGGAAAGUGCAUCCCUCUUGACUUAGUCUGCGAUGGAUUGGACCACUGCCACGAUCACAGUGCCUCAGAUGAGAAAAAUUGCUCUGCUCGCACUUGCCAGCCCGGAUACAUAAAAUGUACGAAUUCAACUCUUUGUAUCCCUCAUCUUUUCUUGUGUGAUGGAGACAACGACUGUGGAGAUAUGAGUGACGAAAACCCCAUUUUCUGCGCCUCUACGUCGUGUAAGAACAAUGAGUUCCACUGCACCUCUGGGUCCUGUAUUCCUAGCCUCUGGUAUUGUGAUCAUGAAAGAGAUUGUUCUGACGGCUCUGAUGAACCUGACACUUGUGGUAAGAGCUUCCCUGAGUCGACAUGCUUCAGUGAUGAAUUCAAGUGUGACAAUAACAGGUGCAUCCAAGCAGACUGGGUCUGUGAUGGUGAUAAUGACUGUGGGGACAUGAGUGACGAGGACGGAAGACACCACUGUGAGAGUCACAGCUGCUCAAGUUCCGAGUUUCUCUGUGUGAAUAGCGCGCCCCCGUCCAGGAAGUGCAUCCCUCAGUCGUGGGUCUGCGACGGCGACGUGGACUGCUCCGACGCCUACGACGAGCACCAGAACUGCAGCAGGAGGUCCUGCUCGGAGACGGAGUUCACCUGUGCCAACGGACUGUGUGUCCCCAACUGGUUCAGGUGUGACCGACGCAACGACUGUGGUGACUACAGUGAUGAGAGGGAGUGCGUGUACCCCGCUUGUGACGAGACCCACUUCACCUGCCAGAACGGGCUCUGCAUCUACCAGGCCCUUGUGUGUGACGGGGACAACGACUGCGGAGACGACUCCGAUGAGCUGCAGCACGUGUGCCACGCCCAGGAAACCACGUGUCCGCCCCAUCAGUUCAGGUGUGACAGUGGGACCUGCAUCGAGAUGGGGAAGGUCUGCAACCACCUCGAUGACUGUUUAGACAACAGUGAUGAGAAGGGAUGCGGCGUUAAUGAAUGCAAUGAUCCUUCACUCAGUGGCUGUGACCACAACUGCACAGACACCUUAACCAGUUUCUAUUGUUCUUGUAACCCUGGUUACAAGCUGUUGUCUGACAAGAGGACGUGCGUUGAUAUUGACGAAUGCAAGGAGACACCCUUCGUCUGCAGCCAGCAGUGUGAGAACUUACUGGGCUCUUACAUCUGCAAGUGUGCCCCAGGCUACAUCCGUGAGCCGGAUGGAAAGACCUGCCGGCAGAACAGCAACAUCGAGCCCGAUCUCAUUUUUAGCAACCGUUACUAUUUAAGAAAUCUAACUAUCGAUGGACAUUUAUACUCCCUCAUCUUGCAAGGACUGGGUAAUGCUGUGGCAUUGGAUUUUGACCGAGUAGAAAAGCGAUUGUACUGGCUUGAUAUAGAGAAUAAAGUCAUUGAGAGAAUGUUUCUGAAUAAGACAAACAGAGAGACAGUCCUGAAGUACAAUCUGCCGGGUGCAGAAAGUCUGGCUGUCGACUGGGUUACCAGAAAGCUUUACUGGGUGGAUUCCCACCUGAACUGCCUCUCUGUCUCUGACCUCAAUGGUCGGUACCGCCGCCGGCUGGCCGAGCACUGUGUAGAUGCCAGCAAUACCUUCUGCAUUGAGCAUCCCAGAGGAAUUGUCCUGCACCCUCGCUAUGGGCAUGUCUACUGGGGAGACUGGGCCGACCAAGCAUACAUUGGGAGAGUAGGCAUGGACGGAACCCAGAAGUCUGUGAUUAUCUCUACCAAGAUCAAGUGGCCCAAUGGCCUCACCAUUGAUUACACCAAUGAUCUACUCUACUGGACAGAUGCCCACCUGGGUUACAUUGAGUACUCGGAUUUGGAGGGCAACCAUCGGCACACGGUGUACGAAACUGGGACACUGCCUCACCCCUACGCUGUUACUGUUUUUGAAGACACCAUUUAUUGGACAGAUUGGAACACAAAGACGGUUGAGAAGGGACACAAAUACAAUGGGUCAGAUAGGGUGGUGCUGGUGAACACGACACACAGACCGUACGACAUCCAUGUGUAUCAUCCCUACAGGCAGCCAAUUGUGAGUAAUCCCUGCAGUACCAACAAUGGUGGCUGUUCUCAUCUUUGCCUCAUCAAAGAAGGAGGUAUUGGAUUCACUUGCGAGUGUCCAGAUAACUUCCACACAGUCCGGAAUAGUUACAGCACUCAGUGCGUGCCCAUGUGCUCCAGCACCCAGUUCCUGUGUGCCAACCUGGAAAUGUGUAUUCCUAUCUGGUGGAAAUGUGAUGGGCAGAGAGACUGCUUGGAUGGCUCCGACGAACCCCUAACUUGCCCACAGCGCUACUGCCGUUUAGGACAGUUCCAGUGCGUGGACGGCAACUGUACCAGCGCACACUUCAUCUGCAACGCUCGUCAGGACUGCCCUGAUGGGUCUGAUGAAGACUCUGUUCUCUGUGAGCAUCACCAGUGUGAGUCCAACGAGUGGCAGUGCGCCAACAAGCGUUGCAUCCCGGAAUCCUGGCAGUGUGACCUGGAGGACGACUGCGGAGAUAACUCGGACGAAGACAGCGCCCACUGUGCCAGCAGGACCUGCCAGCCGGGCUAUUUCAAGUGUGCCAAUGGCCACUGCAUCCCUCAGAGCUGGAAGUGUGAUGUAGACAACGACUGCGGAGACUACUCAGACGAGCCCCUCCAGGAAUGCUUGAGCCCUGCCUAUCGCUGUGACAACUACACGGAGUUCGACUGUAAAACAAACUACCGCUGCAUCCCGAAGUGGGCUGUGUGCAACGGUUUCGACGACUGCCGGGACAACAGUGACGAGCAGGGCUGUGAGGCGAUGACAUGCAAACCUUCUGGGGAGUUUCGCUGUACAAAUCACCGCUGCAUCCCUCUUCGCUGGAGAUGUGAUGGGCACAAUGACUGUGGAGACCAAUCAGAUGAGGAGAACUGUGCGCCCCGGGAAUGCUCAGAGAGCGAGUUUCGAUGUGACGAUCAGAGCUGCAUCCCUUCUCGAUGGGUCUGUGACCAGAACAAUGACUGUGGGGACAACUCAGACGAGCGGGACUGCGAGAUGAUGACCUGCCAUCCUGGGUAUUUCCAGUGCGACAGUGGGCACUGCGUUCCUGACCAAAUGAAAUGCGAUGGAUUUGCCGACUGUCACGAUGCCUCUGAUGAAAGCUCUUGCCCCACGCGCUUCCCCAAUGGUGCAUACUGCCCGGCGACUAUGUUCGAAUGUAAAAAUCAUGUUUGCGUCCAGUCAUCGUGGAAAUGUGAUGGUGAUAACGACUGUGGUGAUGGUUCCGAUGAAGAACUUCAUCUGUGCUGUGAUGUGCCCUGUGAUUCGGCAUACCGUUUCCGCUGUGACAACAAUCGCUGCAUCUAUCGCCACGAGCUGUGCAACCAAGAGGAUGACUGUGGAGAUGGCAGUGACGAGAAGAAGGAGAACUGUGUAGAACCGACUCCUAGACCUUGUACCGGAGAUGAAUUUAAGUGUAGCAAUGGACGCUGCAUCUCGCAGCACCUGGUGUGUGAUGACGUCGAUGACUGUGGUGACCAUUUUGAUGAGACGGGAUGCAAUACAGGAAAAGAAAGAUCAUGUGCUGAAAAUCUAUGUGAACACAACUGUACCCAGUUAAGUGAAGGAGGCUUCAUCUGCUCCUGUAGACCUGGAUUCAAAGCCAAUAGUUUUGACAGAAACUCCUGUGAAGACGUCAACGAAUGUGAGCACUUCGGGGUUUGUACCCAGCGCUGCCACAACACCAAAGGAAGCUAUGCGUGUUCCUGUGCCCAAGGGUUCAGGUCUGUGAGUGACGGCCACGGAGGACGGUGCGCAGCGGACGGUAACCCUCCCUUGCUGCUACUGCCUGAAAACGUGCGAAUUAGAAAAUACAACCUGUCCUCUGAGAAGUUCUCCGAGUACCUUGAAGACCAGGAACGCAUUCAGGCUGUGGAUUACGACUGGGAUCCGGAGGGCACAGGCCUCAGUGUGGUGUAUUACACUGUGCUCGGGCACGGCUCUAACUUUGGUGCUCUCAAACGUGCCUACAUCCCCAACUUUGAGUCCGGCAGCAAUAAUCCUGUGGAGGAAGUGAGUCUGGACCUGAAAUACAUAGUGCAGCCAGAUGGAGUAGCAGUGGACUGGGUUGGAAGGCAUAUUUACUGGUCAGAUGCCAGGAGUCAGCGGAUCGAGGUGGCUGAACUUGAUGGAAGGUACAGAAAGUGGCUGAUUUCUACUCAACUGGAUCAACCAGCUGCAAUAGUUGUGAAUCCCAAACUAGGGUUUAUGUACUGGACAGACUGGGGCAAGGAACCUAAAAUCGAGUCUGCUUGGAUGGAUGGGCAGCAUCGGAAAGUCCUAGUUCAGGAGGACCUUGGUUGGCCAACCGGCCUUUGUAUAGAUUAUGUGAAUGGUGACCGGGUCUACUGGAGUGACCUCAAGGAGGACAUUAUUGAAACCAUCAAAUACGAUGGGACCGAUAGGAGAGUUGUUGCAACUGCAGCAAUGAACCCUUACAGCCUGGACAUCUUCGAGAGCCAGUUAUACUGGACAUCUAAGGAUAAGGGAGAAGUAUGGGUCCAAGAUAAGUUUGGGCGUGCCGGGAAAGAGAAACUGCUGGUAGUGAACCCUUGGCUCACCCAAGUUCGAAUCUUCCAUCAACAGAGAUAUAAUCAGUCAGUGCCCAACCGCUGUAAAAAGGUCUGCAGCCACCUUUGCCUUCUGAGACCCGAGGGAUACACCUGUGCCUGUCCGCAGGGCUCCAGAUUUGUAGAAGGGAGCGUCACUGAGUGUGAUGCAGCCAUCGAAAGUCCUGUCAUCAUGCCCCCUCCAUGCAGAUGUAUGAACGGAGGAAACUGCUAUUUUGAUAAGAAUGACCUCCCCAAAUGCAAAUGUCCUAGUGGCUACACGGGAGAUUAUUGUGGAAUAGGGCUUUCAAAAGGCAUUCCUCCUGGAACAACCGCGGCCGUGCUGUUGACGGUCAUUCUGAUCCUCGUAAUUGCAGCUUUAGUGACAUUGGGAUUUUUCCACUAUCGGAAAACGGGCUCCCUUUUGCCGUCUCUGCCCAAGCUGUCCAGCUUAAGUAGUCUUAGCAAAGCCUCUGAACAUGGGAAUGGGGUGACCUUCAGAUCCGGGGAUGAUGUUAACAUGGAUAUUGGAGUAUCUGGUUUUGGACCUGAGUCUGCUAUUGACAGAUCAAUGGCGAUGAGUGAACAUUUUGCCAUGGACCUGGGGAAGCCACCCAUAAUAUUUGAAAACCCGACAUAUGCCUCCAAGGACACUGCCGUCAAAGUGGCUCAGCCAGCAGCCACCCCGGUAACUGAAUCUGAAAAUGUGUAUAACAAAAACUAUGGAAGUCCCAUAAACCCCGCUGAAUUAGCUCCAGACACAAAGCCGACUUCCCCAAGUGCCGAUGAAACUCAGGCAACAAAAUGGAGUAUCUUCAAGCGAAAACCAAAACAAAAUGCCAACUUUGAAAAUCCAUUCUAUUCCGAGAUGGAGAACGAACCAAAAGUCAGUACUGUCGUGACCCCACCUCCAUCACCUUCUCCCGCUGCUAAGACUUCUUGGAAAAAAGGCUCAACUCCAACCUACAGUGCAACAGAAGACACAUUUAAAGACACCGCAACUCUUGUUAAAGAAGACUCUGAGGCAUAGCUGGGCCAGCUAUUUAGGGAAUAAUUAGAAACACACUUUUGUGCACAUACUUUUUUUUACAAACAGAUGAAAAAAAUGAACAUUCUGUACUUUAUUAAAAAAAUAUAUUUUUCCCCUGUAUUCCUGUAGUUGGAACUGUUGAUGGAAACCAUGCCUUGUGUGUCUUUUUUAUUCAUCUCAUAUUUUUACGAAUAAUUAUCACAGUGUACUAUAUGUAUAUCUUUGCACUGAAGCUGUCUGAAGGUAAUGCUAUAAAUAUAUUGUACAUUUGUAAAUUUUGGAAAGAUUACCACAUCAUUAAAUUUGCUAAUGAAAGUACCUGCUGAAUUGAUAGGCGAUCAUUACAUUAAAUGAUCCCUUGAAGAAAGGAAUUGACUUGGGGCCUUUCGCCAUGUCAACAGAAGAGGCACCCCUCCUCGUCCCUGUAGAAUUAUCAAGAAAGGGAGUCCAGGCCCCACUCUUGGGUCCAUUUUCACACAUCGGCACUUAAUGUUCAAUAUUACAUGUAACCUGAUGAAUAGUCUGUUGGAAGAGAUGCAGAUAACAUGGAAGGUAGAAGAAGCAAUUCCAUUCCACCCUUCUGCGUGUUUGUGUUGUGUAACCCUCGCACUGUUUCCUGUGUGUCAUCUCCCUAGCUGCCAGGUCAACAU
Molecule: messenger RNA, 14552 nt
Organism: Hippopotamus amphibius kiboko
Lineage: Eukaryota; Metazoa; Chordata; Mammalia; Artiodactyla; Hippopotamidae
Gene: LRP2
Product: LDL receptor related protein 2
Exons: 79
Coding region: 1-13902 (4633 amino acids)
Molecular function (GO): calcium ion binding; protein binding
Source: RefSeq, a predicted model, not a curated record